Drosophila simulans is the source of this 873-nucleotide messenger RNA. RefSeq lists its product as uncharacterized. The transcript has 2 exons. Bases 280 to 837 code for a protein of 185 amino acids. NCBI's taxonomy places the organism in Eukaryota, Metazoa, Arthropoda, Insecta, Diptera, Drosophilidae. The record is from RefSeq and is a predicted model, not a curated record.
GGCCGCUGGCAGCAAAUGAGGCCACAAAGGAAGUGAAGCUGGCAAAACUCUGGUACGCGGGAAAACCCGGAUGAGCUGCAAGUUUUGCGAAAGUUUGCAACCUCACAAGUGCCAAAUAAAAUUUAUGGCUCUAUUUUGAAAGUUGGCAGAGCAUCGCCCAAUGUUUCAGCUCGUACACAUUUAAUAUGCCUAACUGUACAAAAUCAAUUAACAAGAAGUGGAGCCUCAAGUUCGACAAGUUCGAAUUGAUAUCAGUUUGAUUUUCAUCAUUGACAGACGAUGUUGCUAGUUCUUGUCGUGUUGCAAUUUAUAAGUUUUACUUAUGGCAGUGAGAUGAAUAACAAAACCUACUCAGGAUGUGAGGCUAUGACUGCGAAAGACGAGCCAAAUUUGGCCAUUGUUUUCCAAUGUCUUGUUGCAAACUAUAAUUUAAGUGCAACUCUAUCGGAUAUUAUGCUAAAGAUGGAUCAAUUUCAACAAGUCUUAGAGCAAAUUUCCAACGAAGAGAAAUAUAUACAAUCACCUUUUCAAAAAAUUGAUGACAUCUUAGAAAUACCUAGUGAUCUAUCCGGUAAAGAUUGCCAAUCCAGACGACAAAUAAUACAAGCCAUACGCAGAAAACUGGAAUGGUAUAAUGUUAUGGACGAUACGAAGUCUUCUCUUUUUGAUUACGAUGAUGCUAUAAAGCCAGAGAUUUCUGAAUCUGCCCCGGAGAAUGCUGUUUCAAAAAUCGAACUGAGAACCGAUUUUAAUAAAGUUUUAAAAGAGAUCCGUUGCCUGCUGGCAAAAUCCAUACGAAAAACAGAACCGAAAGCUAAUGCAACAGAAAGCAAUUAAUUUGAAAACAUGGAAUAAAUUUCGCCUUUAAAUGUA